GGUUGGGUACAUAAUUGGCCUUGGAGAUAGACAUCUGGAUAAUGUUCUCAUAGAUAUGACAACUGGAGAAGUUGUUCACAUAGAUUACAACGUUUGCUUUGAAAAAGGUAAAAGCCUUAGAGUUCCUGAGAAAGUACCUUUUCGAAUGACACAAAACAUCGAAACAGCACUGGGUGUAACUGGAGUAGAAGGUGUUUUCAGGCUUUCCUGUGAGCAGGUUUUACACAUUAUGCGGCGUGGCAGAGAGACUCUGCUGACACUGCUGGAGGCCUUUGUGUACGACCCUCUGGUGGACUGGACGGCAGGAGGCGAGGCUGGCUUUGCUGGCGCUGUCUAUGGUGGGGGCGGCCAGCAGGCCGAGAGCAAGCAGAGCAAGAGAGAGAUGGAGCGAGAGAUCACCCGCAGCCUCUUUUCUUCCAGAGUGGCUGAAAUUAAGGUGAACUGGUUUAAGAAUAGGGAUGAAAUGCUGCUUGUGCUUCCCAAGCUGGACAGCAGCUUAGAUGAAUACCUGAGCUUGCAGGAGCAACUGACGGAUGUGGAAAAACUACAGGGCAAACUGCUGGAGGAAAUAGAGUUUCUAGAAGGAGCUGAAGGAGUGGAUCAUCCUUCUCACACUCUGCAACACAGGUUUAAAACAGUGAUGAAUUCUUAUUUCUAAAUAUAUUCCA
Molecule: messenger RNA, 668 nt
Organism: Lemur catta (Ring-tailed lemur)
Lineage: Eukaryota; Metazoa; Chordata; Mammalia; Primates; Lemuridae
Product: serine/threonine-protein kinase SMG1-like
Exons: 4
Coding region: 56-658 (200 amino acids)
Cellular component (GO): nucleus
Source: RefSeq, a predicted model, not a curated record